CCGUACGUCGAUCCGCGAGAAGGGAAUGGCGCCGGCGGUGAAGGUGUACGGGUGGGCGAUGUCGCCGUUCGUGGCCCGCCCGCUGCUGUGUCUGGAGGAGGCAGGCGUCGACUACGAGCUCGUCCCCAUGAGCCGCGAGGCCGGCGACCACCGCCAGCCGGACUUCCUCGCCAGGAACCCCUUCGGCCAGGUGCCGGUUCUCGAGGACGGCGACCUCACUAUCUUCGAAUCGCGCGCGAUCGCCAGGCACGUGCUUCGCAAGUACAAGCCGGAGUUGCUGGUAGGCGACGGCUCGCCGGAGUCGGCGGCCGCGGUGGACGUGUGGCUGGAGGUGGAGGCCCACCAGCACCACCCGGUGUUGGUGGCCAUCACGAUGCAGUGCCUCGUCGCCCCGCUCCUCGGCAACGCGACGGACCAGGACGUCCUCGACGAGAACCUCGGGAAGCUGAGGAAGGUGCUGGAGGAGUACGAGGCGCGGCUGUCGGCGUCCAAGUACCUCGCCGGGCAGUCCGUCAGCCUCGCCGACCUCAGCCACUUCCCGAUGAUGCGCUACUUCAUGGAGACCGAGUUCGCGGCGCUGGUAGAGGAGCACCCCCAUGUCAAGGCGUGGUGGGAGGAGCUCAAGGCGAGGCCGGCGGCCAGGAGGGUGACGGAGUUCAUGCCGCCCGACUUUGGGCUUGGAAAGAAGGCAGAGCAGGGAUGACUGAUGACAACAACACCGGCGGACUGCCCUGCAGGCGAUGGUGACCCGCAUAUUUUAUACGGUCUGUGCAGCUAUGGCUCAAUGUAUUGUUUCUUUGGAGGUAUGGCACAAUGCUUUUGGUUGCUUUUGUCUCGCGCAUGAAUAAAUGUAGAAGGAAUAAACAGAGAUUGAUGGAAUUAAUGAUGUCC
Messenger RNA from Hordeum vulgare subsp. vulgare (domesticated barley), 891 nucleotides. Its product is annotated as glutathione S-transferase 4-like. NCBI's taxonomy places the organism in Eukaryota, Viridiplantae, Streptophyta, Magnoliopsida, Poales, Poaceae. Gene Ontology annotation, molecular function: glutathione transferase activity; glutathione binding. The transcript has 3 exons. Gene Ontology annotation, cellular component: cytoplasm. Bases 26 to 703 code for a protein of 225 amino acids. The record is from RefSeq and is a predicted model, not a curated record.